AUGAUCCCAGCACGUAUUGCGAAUAAACACGGCAUACCAACAACCAUGUCCUACGCUUUAUACUCCAAUUCCCGACUAUCACGCUCAUAUUCCUCCAAGCCCCGCAAAACCCUCCGCUCACCAGACCGCGACAUCGCCUUCCGCAACCAAUACAUAGCGCGCUCAAAAACAACACUCGUGCUCAGACCAUUCGGCAGUCCCCAGUCCGCCUUCGCAUAUAAGAUCACCGAAGAGGAUGGAACGCCACAGUUCACGGUGACGGGUCGCAAGUACACCGAUCGCUCGUGUCGGGAGUUCCGCGAUGAUUCGGGUCUGCCGCUCUUCGAGCUACAUCGGAAAUGGUCGUGGACGAAUAGUUGGUCGGUUAGCUUGCCCGGGUGUGAUACUGCGACUAUAGCUACUGGCGCUCCGCGAUGGACGCUGGGGAACACUUCGUUUGGGAAUUUUGAUCUUUCGUUCGAGAAUGCGGCUGCUUUUCAGGGGAAGCGCGGAGAUGAGAAAAUGCUUACUUUGCAUAUUGAACGGCAUGGGAAUGCGCUGGCGCUUUUUGAUGUUGUUGAUGGGGAUAGGAAGGUUGCUGAAGUCCGGGAGAGUAUUCAUCAUAAUGAGAAAUUGGCUUUGAUGAGAGGCUCUAGGCAGGGAUAUCGACCUGCUAUGGAUGUUAUUGUAAUGCCUGGAGUGGAUAUUUCAUUGGUUUCGACUAUCGCUGUUAUUGUAUCUGACUGGGUUUUUGGUUCUAGUUGA
Messenger RNA from Penicillium egyptiacum, 744 nucleotides. The record is from the annotation of a GenBank genome assembly. NCBI's taxonomy places the organism in Eukaryota, Fungi, Ascomycota, Eurotiomycetes, Eurotiales, Aspergillaceae.